This is a messenger RNA of Meleagris gallopavo (turkey), 878 nucleotides long. Lineage: Eukaryota; Metazoa; Chordata; Aves; Galliformes; Phasianidae. The record is from RefSeq and is a predicted model, not a curated record.
UUCUCCAGAGGCUACAUGCGCUGCCAUGCUGUGCUGCUCAUUACCCAAACAGCAUCUGCAGUUCCCUUCUCUGUUACAGAUGCUGCAGUCUGCUUAGUUUGUGCAAAUGCCGUGUUGCCCUUGCACUCCUGCAGCCAUCCCCACAGUUCCUCUGCUAGGACCCAUCCUGCUCCUCACCCCACAUGUGCUCCCUCCUUGCUCAGGGGUUUACUGUCAAUCCUGCGUAAACUGAAAAGCACCCCAGACCAGGAGGUGAGGAUCCUCCUCUUGGGACUGGAUAAUGCAGGCAAGACUACACUCCUGAAACAGCUGGCAUCUGAGGACAUAAGCCACAUCACACCAACACAGGGCUUUAACAUCAAAAGCGUUCAGUCUCAAGGCUUCAAGCUGAACGUAUGGGACAUAGGCGGACAGAGGAAGAUCAGGCCGUACUGGAGGAACUAUUUUGAAAACACUGAUAUCCUUAUCUAUGUCAUUGACAGUGCAGAUAGGAAGAGGUUUGAAGAAACGGGUCAGGAGCUGGCUGAGCUUUUGGAUGAAGAAAAGCUUGGUGGAGUCCCCGUGCUCAUAUUCGCUAACAAGCAGGAUUUGCUGACGGCUGCCCCUGCUUCAGAGAUUGCCGAGGGACUGAACCUACACACAAUCCGUGACAGGGUCUGGCAGAUCCAGUCUUGUUCGGCUCUUUCAGGAGAGGGAGUACAGGACGGCAUGAAUUGGGUGUGCAAAAAUGUCAAUGCAAAGAAGAAAUAAAGCACUGAGCUACAUGGAAAUGGAGGAGCGGUGGGAGCAGAAUUCUAGCCUGAAAACACUAAUUUGCUGCUUUCUGACCAAAUGUUUUUCCAUCUGUGCACAGCUACAGCUGUUAAAAGAAAAAAAAA